AUGUCUUCUAGCCCAGUUUCUGCGAGUCCCCGAGUUCUUAACCUUCUGCAAAAGCUCCACGCUACUUCCUCGGCCCAAGAAUCCUCUUUUUCUCUCACAGUUUUCUGGAUCUUUAAACUUUUUCGUGAUCGAUUCGCCAAGAAUAAAUGGAGCUCCCAAGACGAUGAUUUCAUGAGGGAUAAAUUUAUCGCUCUGGAGCCUGACAAAUGCCACUUUCUAUACCUCCUCGCAAGGACUACCGGUGCUUUGAACGUCGUUGAAGCUGGAACAAGCUUUGGCGUGUCAACUAUUUAUCUGGCUCUCGCCGUAGCACAGAAUGCUGCUGCAAAGCAAAUCAGUGGCCCAAUUGUGCCUGGCCUUACUGGAAAAGUGAUUGCCACAGAGAAGGAGCCUCACAAGGCUAAAAGAGCAAGGGAAUACUGGAAAGAAGCUGGAGAUGAAGUGGAACCUUGGGUGACUUUGCUGGAGGGUGAUUUACGUGAUCUCCUUCCUGCAGAGGUGAAUAAGACAGAGCAAAUUGAUCUUCUUCUUCUGGACAUUUGGACACCAAUGGCACUGCCUGCUUUGAAGGCUGUUCAGCCAAAAUUACGUCAAGGGGCUCUUAUCAUUGCCGACAACACUGUCAUGUCACGGGCAGGCUACCAGGAAUUCUUUGAUUAUAUCAACGCUCCAGACAGCGGUUUUAAAACGAUGACUACACCAUUCAAAGGGGGGCUUGAAGUUGUAGUGUAUUUGCCGGGAGACUUGGCUUGA
Molecule: messenger RNA, 753 nt
Organism: Ophidiomyces ophidiicola
Lineage: Eukaryota; Fungi; Ascomycota; Eurotiomycetes; Onygenales; Onygenaceae
Exons: 2
Coding region: 1-753 (250 amino acids)
Molecular function (GO): O-methyltransferase activity
Source: RefSeq, a predicted model, not a curated record